AUGAUGGCCGUUUGGCAGGAUUAUCGUACGGUGCAAAUCACACCUGAAGACCGUGAUUAUGCCACAUUCGGACUACCGAGGAACUCUCCAUUUGGACAUUUUCGUAAACCCCUGAAGGCCUUGGAGCUGGACGGCGAUCUGGCCACCGCCCAGGAGCUGGCAUGUCUAUCUACACCAUUCGACCAUGUGAUCAAAGAUAGUUCAUGUGAGGCCGACGAUGAAAAAGACCCCGAAAUCACACCCCGGAUUAGCAAGCCCCCGCGAGGUUGCCCAAGGUCAAUUCACUGUGAUAGUGAUGAAUCAUCUGACCUGGGUGAGCUUCAAACUCCGAUUGACAAAGUUCUCCAUCGUCGCAUGGAUACAUUGAAAAUCAAAUUGGGACAUUCGACUGACUCCGAUGAUACCCAUGAGAUUGGCGGAACCAAUGAUGCUGAUGACGAGUACACGAACUGUUGGUCUACGGUAGUAUCUGAUGCCGAUGAAGACAAGGACGAGACCGAAGACAUAUUCACGACCAAGGAAAUUUUCGAAGCUGGGUUAGCUGACAUGCUUCACCAGAUGAUGUUUGUAUCUGGAGAAACUGCUGAACCCUCUAUUGAUACCACCACACUUAUUGAAGACAUUACCCGUCAGCAAGUCAUUGAAAUUCUCACUCGCAGUACUCAAUUGGCUACUCGCCGAGGAUCACGUGCUAUUUCCACCGACGAUCUUAUAUUCUUGAUUCGUCACGACAAAGCUAAAGUCUCCCGACUCCGUACUUUCCUCUCCUGGAAAGAUGUGCGCAAAAACGUUAAAGACUCCGACGAUAAAGGUGGUGGUGAUGCUGCCGAUUUCGCUGGCGCCGAUGAUGCUGCCGGCAUAGCAGCAGGCCCACAGGAUGUUGCCGCCAAACCAAAAAACAAGCGCGCUAAGGUUGGAUUGGCGUGGGACAUCCACAGUUUUUUCUCGGUACAGAUUCCUGAACGUGAUGAUGAAGAGGAUGAGGAAGAGGAGGAACAAAAUUAUGCUACUCUCCAACGCCUGGCUGCUGCUGAUGAGCGCACUAAACACAUGACAAAGGAGGAGUACGUAUUCUGGUCUGAGUGUCGUCAAGCAUCUUUCACCUACCGCAAGAGCAAACGAUUUCGCGAGUGGGCUGGUUUCGGAAUUGUUACAGAGUCCAAGCCUAACGACGACAUUGUGGACAUUCUCGGUUUCUUGACUUUUGAGAUUGUUCAGACACUCACCGAAGAAGCACUCAAGGUCAAGGAACGUGAGGAUCACGAAAAGAACCGCGGCGGCGCCGAUACUACCGGAGAGAACGCCAAGAAGCGUAAGCGCGAAACUAGUCUCUUCGACCCGCCUGAGGAGGGACGCACGCCGAUCGAACCUCGCCAUGUCCGUGAGGCCUACCGAAAGUUACAGGCCACCCCACAGAAAUCAGUGGCAAUGCUGCUUCAUAAUGGACGACUUCCUGCUCGUAUGAACUUGCGCUUGGUUAAUUUGAUUACCCAUCUCAAGCAGUGA
Messenger RNA from Penicillium angulare, 1506 nucleotides. Its product is annotated as transcriptional regulator SPT3. NCBI's taxonomy places the organism in Eukaryota, Fungi, Ascomycota, Eurotiomycetes, Eurotiales, Aspergillaceae. The transcript is spliced from 3 exons. Gene Ontology annotation, molecular function: protein heterodimerization activity; transcription coregulator activity. Gene Ontology annotation, cellular component: SAGA complex. Gene Ontology annotation, biological process: transcription by RNA polymerase II. Bases 1 to 1506 code for a protein of 501 amino acids. The record is from RefSeq and is a predicted model, not a curated record.